This is a messenger RNA of Lactuca saligna, 1645 nucleotides long. The record is from the annotation of a GenBank genome assembly. Lineage: Eukaryota; Viridiplantae; Streptophyta; Magnoliopsida; Asterales; Asteraceae.
CCACCAUCAAUUUUUUGGGCAUAUCAAAACCCUAGAUUUCAAAUUUUUAUUUGGAUUAACAAAAUCAGAAAGAUAAAAUACCAGCACAAAAGUUUUGAUUGGGAAAUGAGGGCAGAAAUUUGAAACCACACAAGCGCUACGGAUUUAUCGUUCUCGAAGAAUUUUGAUCAUCGAGUUCGGCAUCUCCGCCCAAUCAGAGUUGCAGCCCCUCCUCUUCUCCUCCCUCCUCCGUCAGCUCGCCAAUUUUUUAUCUGCUAUUAAAUUUUUGUUAAUAUUUUUCUGUAACCCUACUUGUCCAUGCGCAUACAUCAUGUGUAUGAUUAAAAAUUCCGAGGAACAAAAACAAUGUACUAACAAUAAGUAGUUGAAAAUCGCCGAAGCAAUUUCGGUUUCUUCUGGUUUGUUUUUGUUUUACGAUCUAGGGUUUCUGGGUGUUUUUGAGAACCCAGGUUUCGGAGAAAUUUCGAGGGAGGUAGAAGUAUUUAGAGAUCAAUGGCUCAAAAUGGUCAGGGAAUAGACCCUGCCGUACUCGAUGAUAUAAUCAAUCGGCUAUUGGAGUUCCGGCUAGCGAGAACCGUCCGGCAGGUUCAGCUUUCGGAAGCGGAGAUCCGUCAACUAUGUGCCGCUGCUCGAGAAAUCUUUCUUCAACAGCCUAAUCUUCUAGAGCUCGAAGCUCCCAUUAAGAUCUGCGGUGACAUUCAUGGACAAUACGGUGAUCUGUUAAGGCUGUUUGAAUAUGGAGGGUUUCCUCCAGAUGCAAAUUACUUGUUUCUAGGGGACUAUGUGGAUCGUGGGAAGCAGAGUCUUGAAACCAUAUGCCUUUUACUCGCCUACAAAAUCAAAUUCCCUGAAAACUUCUUCCUUUUAAGAGGAAACCAUGAAUGUGCUUCCAUCAACAGGAUCUAUGGCUUCUAUGACGAAUAUGACAAAAUACUAUGCAUGCAUGGUGGUCUUUCUCCUGAUCUUACAAACUUAGAUCAAAUAAGAAACUUACCUCGCCCCACUGAUGUUCCAGACACCGGUUUGCUUUGUGAUUUACUCUGGUCAGAUCCUAAUCGUGACAUUAAAGGUUGGGGAAUGAAUGAUAGGGGAGUUUCUUAUACUUUUGGUCCUGAUAAAGUUGCAGAGUUCUUAAUGCAGCAUGAUAUGGACCUUGUUUGUCGUGCUCAUCAGGUUGUAGAAGAUGGGUAUGAAUUCUUUGCUGAUAGACAGCUUGUUACUAUAUUCUCUGCUCCAAAUUAUUGUGGUGAAUUUGAUAAUGCUGGUGCUAUGAUGAGUGUUGAUGAGAGCUUAAUAUGGAUGACAGCAGGAGUGGUGGUGUUGUGGUUUUCUGUGAAGAACAUGUUGGAAAGACCUUUUGUUGAAGUUUUUUCUGCUUUUAAGACAUGGAUUAAAGGUUAGACGUCUUUUAGUUGGUGAGAUAACGCCUAGAGAUUAAUAAGAGAUUAAUCGAAAAUUUUACAACAUUGUUUAUUCCAUGUUUUUGGCCUUUUGAUUUGGUACCAAUACUACUUUAGUGAUGUUUGAUGUAUGCUUGAGACAUCCUUUGUGGUUUUCUAGCUUUGAAACAUUUUUAUUUAUUUAAUGUUUGAAAAUGUAUGAGAUUUUCGUUGUAAUAUUUUUAUGAAAAUAUGAUUUCCAAAAC